GACUUUUUCACCUAUUGAUUGAGCAAACUUUUGUUUACAAAAUUCCAAACCGCAACUGGCCGGAAACAAUAAACUUUUGUAACGAGGAAGUGACUGAAUGUAAUUUCCAUUUACGAUCAGGCAGUCUGUAGGCCAACAUUGUGGUGAAAAUGGAAGCAAAUACUCUUGGAUAUGUCCAUGAAUUAAAAUUCAGAGAACUCACUGCCAAAGGAGAGAAUGAAUCCAUCAAAACUAAUGUUUAUUCUGUCAUCAAGUUGACUAAAACAGUCAGUGAAUUUUGCCACAAGCUGGCUGGAAUUAAGGAGCAGACUGCAGUAAGUUUGAAUGCUCUGGUUGAAACAUUCAGAAGGAAGACCAUAGAGAUAAGAAAAAGGCCAGAAUGUCAAAGCAAAACAUUUUUAGAUGCAUGGGAUGCUAUCCUUGGUGAGGUGGAAAAUGAAGCCAAGGAUCUGACAGAACUUGGACAGCAGCUCCAAAGAAGUGUUGCUUGCCCAUUGCUAAGAACAGCAGAGAGAAAAAAGCACUUUUGUAAAAAGAGUUUUGCAUAUCGUGAAUCCUAUCAGAUCCAGAUAAGUAAAUCAGAAGAUGAACUGAAUAAGAGGCAUAAAGACUACUCAGAUGCCUGGUACAAAUUUAACACACACGAGAAAGAAAAUUUAAAGGAUCAUCAUAUUGCUGUUUAUCACAACGAACACAACUCAUUUCUUUUACAACUAGCCAAUGUAAACAGUAUGAACGAAACGCAUUAUAAACACACCGUUCCCGACAUCCUUGACGAUGUAGAAACAAUACACAAAGAUAUGAACGAUUCUCUUUUGAAAUAUCUAAAACAGUUUCUUGGCAUCCAGAAAGAUACGCUAAAUAAACUAAUAACACGGAUGGAUAACGCUGUCGAAGUUGCGAAGAAAAUUGACGUUGAUGCGGAUAUAACAAAUUUCGUAAAAUUCGCGAAUCACAGCUUACAUGAUCGCGAAAUCCCGUUCAGACAGUUCUUCAAACCAAAAGCAACUAAGGAAUUCAAGGAUCAAGAGACAAAACAGCUAACGUACCUUGACAAAGCCAUAAUUGUUGACCAAUUCACAGAGCCAAUGCUUAAGAGAACCGUUGCAUAUUCAAGAAAACGGAUAGCUGAACUUGAUGCAUCGAUGCGAACACUGCAGUCACAAAUCAACACAUCAAAAGAGCUGCUGCAAAGGGAUAAAGAAUCGAACGACAAUCAAGAGCCAUCGGUUGAUGAGAUCGAAGUGCUUCAUAAGACAAAUGAUUUCAGGGAUCAGCGAAGUCUGCAAAAUACCCUCUACGCUCAGAUGACUUUGUUCACAGACGAAAUUUUGGAGCAACUGGGCCCUAUAUCGGAUGAUUAUGCAAACGAUAUUGGAAAACAGAAAACAAUAACAAUUGGAAGACCAAAUGACAAGACCAUCUAACACGAAAAGAAAAACCGCACCAGUUUAUAGAACAUAACUUUCUCAAACCAGCUCAGUGUCAUUACUGCAAAGGAAUAAUUGUUGGUCUCGUGAAGCAAGGACUGAAGUGCCAGAGAUGUAGAAUGAACGUGCACAAAAAAUGCAAACGAAACGUGGCGUUCUGUGUCGAGUCGCCGAAAGAGUCU
Molecule: messenger RNA, 1612 nt
Organism: Rhopilema esculentum
Lineage: Eukaryota; Metazoa; Cnidaria; Scyphozoa; Rhizostomeae; Rhizostomatidae
Source: RefSeq, a predicted model, not a curated record